Aspergillus homomorphus CBS 101889 is the source of this 585-nucleotide messenger RNA. RefSeq lists its product as uncharacterized. NCBI's taxonomy places the organism in Eukaryota, Fungi, Ascomycota, Eurotiomycetes, Eurotiales, Aspergillaceae. The record is from RefSeq and is a predicted model, not a curated record. Bases 1 to 585 code for a protein of 194 amino acids. The transcript is spliced from 3 exons.
AUGAUCGCCUUCUGGCUCGUUUUGGUAUUACAAUGUCAUCCAGUCAGGGAGUUCUGGGAGCGAACAGGCGCGGGCCGCUGCAUAGACACCAAUUAUGUACUGGAUAUUGCGUACCUAUAUAGUGGGACCGCGUGCCUUUGUGACUUCACCCUUGGAAUUCUCCCCGUAUACCUUUCAAAGAACUUGCACAUGAGCCGGAGAACCAAAUGGGCGAUAGCAGUUAUCCUCAGCAUGGGGUGCAUAUAUCUUCCGGACUAUAAAGAUCCGGACUUCCUGGAUGCUACCACGGGUAUCGCUAUCUCAUCAAAUAUUGAGGCCGGCCUCGGUAUCACUGCUGGAAGCCUAAUCAUGCUUCGCCCACUUAUUCGCUGGCUUGGAUGCAUAAGCCACAGUGUGUCUGACAAAGUGAGGGGAGUAAUAUGUGGUUUCCGCUUGUCUAGCAGUAGCAGAACCCAAAGUCUUCCGUUUAAGCAGAAGCACAGCUCACCAGGGCACGGGCGGUCAGGUAUCGAGUCAGGCAAUGCUCAUGUGGUCUUCUCAUCCAUCGCAGUUCAUGAGGCCCGAUUUGAAGCCGGGGUAAUAUGA